This is a messenger RNA of Calidris pugnax (ruff), 2100 nucleotides long. RefSeq names its product lectin, mannose-binding 2-like (gene LMAN2L). Gene Ontology annotation, molecular function: D-mannose binding. Gene Ontology annotation, cellular component: COPII-coated ER to Golgi transport vesicle; endoplasmic reticulum membrane; Golgi membrane. The coding region runs from base 141 to 1157 and encodes 338 amino acids. Gene Ontology annotation, biological process: Golgi organization; endoplasmic reticulum to Golgi vesicle-mediated transport; endoplasmic reticulum organization. The transcript is spliced from 9 exons. NCBI's taxonomy places the organism in Eukaryota, Metazoa, Chordata, Aves, Charadriiformes, Scolopacidae. The record is from RefSeq and is a predicted model, not a curated record.
AUCACCUCCCCCCUCUGCCCCGCCGCCCUGUUGACAGACAGGUCCUCUCGACCAAUCGGCAGGCGGGACGGCCUGUGGCGGCGGCCAAUGAGCGAGCGCGGGCGGGGAGGAGGGAAGGAGGGGGCGGUGGGAGGAGGAAGAUGGCGGCGGCGGCAGGCCGGUGGCGGGCCCGGUUGGUGCUGCUGGUAGCGGUGGCGCUGGGCGGGUUGCGGGCCGAGCAGACGGAGGAGCACCUCAAACGGGAGCAUUCGCUCUCCAAACCCUACCAGGGUGUGGGCUCGGCCAGCUCGGGGCUGUGGGACCUGCAGGGCAACGCCAUGGUCAUGACCCAGUACAUUCGGCUCACCCCCCCAGUUUCACCUCCUGGCUCCUUUCCCUCGCAGCCCUGUUACCUGCGGGACUGGGAGAUGCAGGUGCAUUUUAAAAUCCACGGGCAAGGCAAGAAAAACCUCAACGGGGACGGCUUUGCCAUCUGGUACACCAAGGACCGCAUGCAGCCAGGACCUGUCUUUGGAAGCAAGGAUAACUUUCUGGGCUUGGGAGUGUUUGUGGACACCUACCCCAACGAGGAGAAGCAGCAGGAGGCUCAGAAGAGGAGGUACAGCCCGGGAAACCAGCGUGUUUUCCCCUACAUCUCGGCCAUGGUCAACAACGGUUCCCUCACCUACGACCACGACCGGGACGGGAGGCCCACGGAGCUGGGGGGCUGCACGGCCAUGGUGCGCAACCUCAACCAUGACACCUUCCUGGUCAUCCGCUACGUCAAGAGGAGGCUGACGGUGUUGAUCGAUAUCGACGGCAAACACGAGUGGAGGGACUGCAUUGACGUGCCAGGCGUGCGCUUGCCCCGCGGGUACUACUUUGGGACCUCUUCUGUCGCCGGGGACCUCUCGGACAACCAUGACAUCAUUUCUCUGAAGCUUUACCAGCUGACGGUGGAGCGGACGCCGGAGGAGGAGAAGCGGGACAGAGAGGUCUAUCUCCCCGUGGUGGACAACCUGAAGCUGCCGGGAAUGGAGGCGCCGCUGGAGCCCAUGAGCGGCCUGGCUCUCUUCUUAAUCGUCUUCUUCUCCCUCGUUGCCCUCGUUUUCGCCAUCGUCAUCGGAGUCAUCAUCUACAACAAGUGGCAGGAGCAGAGCAGGAAACACUUCUAUUGACUGGGGAACCCCCCUGCCCUUGACCCGGGGUGGCCCAGUGCUAGUCCUUACUAGCCACGGCCCGACUCCCACCCAUCCCAGACUGGCCAGAGCUCUUGGGGGCUCUCGGUGAUGGACUGACCCUCACGGCAGGGACCCUGGUGUUCCCCUGAAAUCCCCAGUUGGGGGGGGAAUGGCUGCAGUUUCUUACUGGGCUCCACAACUCCCAGUUGGGACCCCCCCAGCGUGGGGUGGGACGGACGGACGGGGAGCCCGGUGCCGCGGGGACGGAUGGACGGACCAGAAGGAGCUUUGCUUUGUGAGUCCUUCAGGAGGAGAAGGUGGCCGUGCCGUGGGGUGCAGGUGACACUGAGCCAUCUCCCUGCCCCCCCGGGCAACCCCAGCACCGGCAGGAUUUGCCACGGGGGCUGUGAAAUCCCAGUGGAGAAGGGACCUUGCUGACCCCCCCCUGCUCUCCUCACCGGACUCCACAGCGGUACCGUUUUACCCUCACAACCCCUUGUCUCCAGCAGUUUCAUUUCCAGGAGGGAUUUUCCAAGCUUUCCAUCACCUGGUUUUGGAGACGGGAUGGUUUUUCUCUGGAAUUUGAAUUUCCAUCCCCCGAGCUUCAGUGUUUUGGGGCAGAGGAUGCUCGUGAUUUUUUUUGGUGGUUUUUUUUUUCUUUUUUUUCCCCCAGCGGUGAGGCAGGUUGAGCCCUGCCUGCCUUGCCGGGCUCCCCAAAGCUUUGGGGACCAUCCUGUCCCCUUGGUGGGGGGGGACACCCCCCUCCUCAAUUCGGGGUGUCGUGCUGCCUUCCCCCAUUCCAACAACAACUUGCUGCUGCCUUUUGGGGUCCAGCCCCUCUCCCCACUCCCCUAGGGCUGAGCAUGCCCCCCCUGUCCUGCCCCCCUGCCCUUUGCAUGUCGUGUCGUGGCUUCUGGCAAUUUGUGGGUGUCCCCCCCUG